AUGAGCGUAACCAGAGUCAUGCUCGUAAGGUGCACGCUGUCUAUGCUCCUGGGCGCACAUGCCUUCGUCGUACCACAACCGUCGUGCAUGAUUUCCGCAUCCGAUCCGCAGUACAGACCUGUUGGGCUCGAAAAGAUCGGAAAGCCGGCUCCCCCCUUCGCUACGUUCACAUCGUCCAGCUCAAGCGUCGACGCCACGUUCAGAGACCUUGCGAGGAUUGUGACUGCCGAGGUAGGAGAUUCGAUGGAACAGCAGCAGCAGCAGCAGCAGCAGCAGCAGCAGCAGCAGCGGUGCGCAAUCGCCGUUGUGUACUUUUCGAAGGAGGACGAGGCUUCCCUCCAGGAUCCGAUGUGCCGUGUUCUGCAGGACGAUGCCGGAGAGAUUGAGAGCGCCCUGGCCAGGCUGCAUGACAGUCUUCCUUUCGUCGACGACAUAGUCGGGCCUCAUUAGAGUGCCCACUUUUGUCCGACAUCGCGGUGGGUAUACCCACUGGCGUCAACUAUUUUUUUCAUGUACCCACUUAUGUCUAUAUUUUGACCCACUUUUGUCCAAAUUGUACCUACAUUUGUCCACUUAUAGACGGCGGAAAAUGAGCGGAAAUCGACCUCCAUGUCACCGCACGGCAGAACAUCGGAUAGCCUCGGAACGUCUCAGAACCUCCCAACACCGUAUCCAUGGCAUCUUUCGUAUCCAUGACUGCCGACUGCGGACCGACCGCGGAGGAACAAGUCAGACACAUGCCAGGCCCCUUCGGCACCGGCACGGGAGGAUACCAGGCACGGGAAGAUGCUCGCGUCAAGCCCGGCAAGCAGCGCAAUAACGGCAAACGCCACAAAUAAAUGCGUGACACACAACAGUCAACAAAACCAACCGGCGUGCAUACAGACAGAACAAAGAGACGCGCAUACAGCAACACCACACACACACAAAAACACCAACCACCACCACGACGAGUGCACACCGACUCGUGAGGGCAGCAGUAGCAUGUCGAUGCAGUUAACCCUGCAGGGCGCUCGCUCAGGGUCAAGCGCGGGCGCACCUCUGUCAACUGCUGGCGGCGCCAUGGUUGAAGGGGCAACUUCUGCGACGGUUAGGUUUUUAAGGGAUAUCAAGCCGGAUUUUCACGUCGUAUNCUGUCUCUACGGAUAUCCCUGUCUCUGUGCGAGUUUGUUUAUGUCCUCGUCUGUCUUUGGUUUAUUUCGUUUUAUUUUGUUUUGUUGUUUUACUGGCACGUACUGCUGACCCUUGGGGUCCUUCCGGAAGGCUACCCUCCAGGCUGGUGGUGCGCACGUUCCACUAUUUGUUUAUUUAUUUAUUUGUUUCUGAUUCUAUUGUUUUCUUGUAUUUUAUCGCUCUGCUUACCCUUGGGAUCCAUUUUAUUUUGGUAUACUUUUUCUAGGUACGUUAGCCUGUGACCACGGAAAUUGACCGAGUCAAGUGCUGGAUUAGUACGGAGAGAUUGAGACAGAAGGAAGUACUGGAUAGAGAGACCGGGAUGCUUUUUAAUGUGAAGACAGCAGCAACAACAACAACAACAACAACAACAAUACACAAUAUGAAUAUUGAGCAUAUGAAUACCGUAUUACUAUGAUGUUACGUGGCAAACUGCAUCGACAUGCUGCUGCUGCCCUCACGAAUCGGUGUGCACUCGUCGUGGUGGUGGUUGGUGUUUUUGUGUGUGUGGUGUUGCUGUAUGCGCGUCUCUUUGUUCUGUCUGUAUGCACGCCGGUUGGUUUUGUUGACCGUUGUGUGUCACGCAUUUAUUUGUGGCGUUUGCCGUUAGUGCGCUGCUUGCCGGGCUUGACGCGAGCAUCUUCCCGUGCCUGGUAUCCUCCCGUGCCGGUGCCGAAGGGGCCUGGCAUGUGUCUGACUUGUUCCUCCGCGGUCGGUCCGCAGUCGGCAGUCAUGGAUACGAAAGAUGCCAUGGAUACGGUGUUGGGAGGUUCUGAGACGUUCCGAGGCUAUCCGAUGUUCUGCCGUGCGGUGACAUGGAGGUCGAUUUCCGCUCAUUUUCCGCCGUCUAUAAGUGGACAAAUGUAGGUACAAUUUGGACAAAAGUGGGUCAAAAUAUAGACAUAAGUGGGAACAUGAAAAAAAUAGUUGACGCCGGUGGGUAUACCCACCGCGAUGUCGGACAGAAGUGGGCACU
This is a messenger RNA of Ectocarpus sp. CCAP 1310/34, 2149 nucleotides long. Lineage: Eukaryota; Phaeophyceae; Ectocarpales; Ectocarpaceae. The record is from the annotation of a GenBank genome assembly.